AUGGCCGCCGUUGCAUUAGACGCUUCUUUGGCCAAUGUCCUGAGUUCCUUGGAUUUGGACAAAGUGCCCGAGAAAUUGAAAUGCACGCGCUGCCACAACUUCAACCUCAAUCCGUACAAGACGUCUUGUUGCGAUGUCGGCAUCUGCGAAUCAUGCUUCAGCACUACCCGCGGCUCCAGUUGUCCAAAAUGCGAACAUUCACCAUUUACCGAUGACAUCUGCAAGCCGAGUAAGGCCAUGCAAAAGACCAUCAAGGUGUACCUCAAGACACAAGAGAAGAUGAAAGUGGAGGAGCGGGCCAAAUCCGAUGGGCAAGAGGAGGCAAUCCUCCCAUCAGACACUGGCAAACCCGUCGUGAACGGUGGCAGCCAAACAGACGGGGUUGUGGCAGGGGUGCUAGAGGAGCAGCCACCAGGAGACACCCCAGAGAAGGACGAGACGCCUGCUGUCGAUGUCCAGCCGUCUAUCGAGGAACCUGACCUUGAACCGGCCGAUAACGACGACGAUAUUGAGAUCCAGGUGGAAGCCGAGGAUGAGCAUCUCCAACCACUUCCCACCCGAGUCAAGAGUACAGAAGACACUCCUCAACCCCAAUCCGUCAACUCGUUCGAGAACAAACCGAACUCACAAGAUGUGAGCAAAAGUAACACCGAGGGUUUCAAUGGCAUGGACUUUUCAAACAUGAUGAACGGGUUCGGCAACAUGGAUUACAACCAGAUGAUGCAAAUGAUGACGGCGAACGGGAUGGGCUUCAAUCCAAUGAUGGGUAUGCCUAUGGGAAUGAAUCCAAUGUCAGCUGGCAUGUUUGGCGGAUUUGGCGGUCCAAACGGAGGCAUGAACAUGAAUGGGAUGAAUGGCAUGAACAUGGCUAUGAACUACAAUGCCAACCAAGGAAUGUAUGGCUGGGAUGGCCAGAACAACAAUAUGUGGCAGAAUAAUAAUGCAAAUGCAUUCCCGAAUGGCAUGGGCAAUGACUUCGGUUCCAACUAUGGUUUCAAUAUGGGCCCCUCUGGCAACUUUCAACAGCCCUAUGCCUCUGGUGAUUUUCAAAACGGCUACCACGGCCGCGGCUAUGGCAGAGGCCGUGGCCGUGGCCGUGGCGGCUUUGCGAGAGGUCGGGGUAACUUCAACCAAUACUCGCAAUACCAGCAACAGGGAUAUCAAAACUGGCCCGGUCAGAAGCAAUUCGAUAACCGCAACGGGCAGCCUCCAAUGAUGCAAACCAGCUCCGCUGACGAAGCCGCCGCCGAUGAAGAACGCCACGACAGCACCCAUGAUCCCAUCGACGAGAGUCAUGAAGAUGAUGAAUUCGCUCCUGGUGGGCAGGAAGAGGUUCAAGAGGCCCUUGGAGAAGACUACCAGAAGACUGCGAGCACCACCGCUCCUCCUGAAACUUCCGCUGUUGCAGAUGGUCAAGCUGUGAAAGAGGUGAAACCUGCGUCGAAAGAUGAGCCUGCGGAUGUUGACACAGUGAAUGUGACAGCCAGGACCGAUGACCCAGAAAAUGUUUCACCACCGGUCUCGGAGCCUGUGAAAACAGCUCCAGCAGAAAAGCUGAUACCGGAAGCUUACAGCGAGGACCUGCAAGGCCCAAUGCCACCACCGUCGGCGCCACUUGGUCCUUCGGCUCAAUAUGGUGAUCAUGGCUUCCGCUCCCGAGGACAUGGUAGAUUCUCUUCUCGCGGCCGUGGCUCCAUUUCGAUGCCAAAUGGCCAUCUUACUCCGCCAGUAAAGCCACUUCCGCAGACAUCUUCUCCCGUGGAAUCAAAGGGGGUGGGCGUCCUCGGUGCGCCAACAGGUCCUAGAGCGAUGCGUGAACCAGCUGGACCGGUGAGGCCACCGUCGCGACCUGCCGCAGCCGGGUUUCAAAUCAUGGGAAGAGCGUCGAUGCCGGCCCCUCCGCGUUCGGAGUCUCGAGAUGUCGAGAGAAGUCGUAGCAGGACCCCUGAAAAAGACACGGACAGGUCCAGACGGCAAUCCGUUCAGGACAAGAUGGCCAACUCGAAAUACGAAGGAAAGGGGCAAGACGAGGCAGAUUAUCGUGACUCCGAGAGGGCAUCCAGGAAAUCAUCAAGACGCGGUACAUAUGAUGAUUAUGAUCGGAGCGAGCGAGAACCUUCCUAUGCGGAAUCGGAUUCUGGUGAUCACAAGUCGACUUCGCGACGCAGUCGAGGCAAUAAGGAGAGAGCGUCAAAGCAGCAGUCAUCUCGCUCUUCGCGGCGACAUCACGACGGAGAUGUUAAUGGCGACUACGAAAUGAACGAUUACAAUGAUUCGACAAGGUCCAAUCGAGACGAUUACGAGGUAGAUACUAAGAGCAGACAUCGGAGUAGCAAGUCCUCUCGAUACGACGACAGGGAUCGGGACAGGGAUCGGGAUCGGGAUUGGGAGCGAGAUCGAGAUCGAGAUAGAGACCGCGAUCGAGACCGAGACCGAGAUCGUGACCGUGACCGUGACCGUGACCGUGACCGUGAUCGUGACAAGACGCGAACCAAAGAGCGAGAUCGGGAGAACCGAGACGACAAACACAGAGAUCGGGACCGUGACCGUGAUCGUGACCGCGAUCGCAAGCGCUCUCGACAUGACCGCCACCGUGAAGACGGGGAGAAGCACCAGGAGUACGACUACGACUAUGAUCACGAUCAGCAGAAGGAUGAAGCCGUGGAUGAACCCGAGUCGCGACAUCGCUCCCGGCGUCACAAGAAAGAUCAUCGUCGCGAAGUCGAGGAUCCGAACGGCAUCGAUGGCUCAAUGGUCAAUGGACGCUCACACUCUCACCGCUCCAGUGGCACCGUAACACCAGCGCCAACGCAGUCCGCUCAACUCGAAGAGAAAGAUCCACACACCCUCGAACGCGAAGCGAGGAACCGUGAACGCAUGCUCAAAGAACAACAGCGGCGCGAGAAGGCAGCCAAACAAGCUUCAUCCUCUGGCGGCGGCGGCAGUGCAGCUGGAAGAAGAGUCACAUACAAAUACGAAGAGGACCUCGAGAGAGGGCUGGUUGAAGGCGAAAGGGAAAGCCAUGGGAGACGGUGGAGGUAG
Messenger RNA from Fonsecaea erecta, 3042 nucleotides. RefSeq lists its product as hypothetical. The record is from RefSeq and is a predicted model, not a curated record. The transcript has 5 exons. The coding region runs from base 1 to 3042 and encodes 1013 amino acids. NCBI's taxonomy places the organism in Eukaryota, Fungi, Ascomycota, Eurotiomycetes, Chaetothyriales, Herpotrichiellaceae.